AUGCACUCGCCAACUCCAGCACCAAACCCGACCAGCCCGCCACGACCCUACCACUCCGAACACCACCCGGACCCCCCGCCUCACGAAUACACCAACUCCCAAACUACCAUCCUCUCCGCCGCGCUCCGCCACGUCCCGACCCACGGCUUCACCCGCGACGCCCUCACUCUCGGCGCCCGCGAUAGCGGCUUCCUAGACGUGUCGGUGCAAUUGCUCCCCCGCGGAGAGUUCGACCUGGUUCUGUUCUGGCUAGCAAGUCGUCGAGGAUUAUUGCGCGCAAGUGUGGACAAUGGGCUCUUCGAAAAGGAUGAGCGGGUGAAGGCCGGACUGAAGUUGUCCGUGGAGGAGAAGACGAAGCUCUUGCUCAUGGAGAGGUUGAGGAUGAACACCGAGAUAAGACAUCAGUGGCAGGAUGCUCUGGCGCUUAUGUCGCUGGCGGGUAAUAUCCCUCUCUCGUUGUCGGAGUUGCAUGCGCUUUCGUCGGAGAUCUUGACGCUCGCUGGUGAUGCUUCGGUCGAUGCGUCGUGGUAUACGAAGCGGUUGUCUGUUGCGGCGAUUUAUGCUUCGUCGGAGGUGGUUAUGACCCGGGAUCAGAGUCCUGGUCUUUCUGAGACGGAGGCGUUUGUUGAGCGGCGUGUCGAGGAUAGUGCUGCCAUUGGGGAGAAGCUGACCGGAUUCAAGCAGUGUUUAGGGUUCGUGGGGUCCACGGCUAUAGGGCUGGGGAGGAGCUGGGGAUUGAAGAUUUAAUGGGUGGCCCUGUAUGAUUUGUACUAUUACUACAUCCGGUCUUGGUGGGUGUUUCUAUACUUCUAUUAUG
Molecule: messenger RNA, 817 nt
Organism: Aspergillus nomiae NRRL 13137
Lineage: Eukaryota; Fungi; Ascomycota; Eurotiomycetes; Eurotiales; Aspergillaceae
Exons: 3
Coding region: 1-747 (248 amino acids)
Biological process (GO): ubiquinone biosynthetic process
Cellular component (GO): mitochondrial inner membrane
Molecular function (GO): lipid binding
Source: RefSeq, a predicted model, not a curated record